Messenger RNA from Leptosia nina, 210 nucleotides. NCBI's taxonomy places the organism in Eukaryota, Metazoa, Arthropoda, Insecta, Lepidoptera, Pieridae. The record is from the annotation of a GenBank genome assembly.
AUGUCAGGCGAAGACUGUGAAGCCCUAGACAAAGGAGAUAAUGACGGUCAAAAGCCCGACAAAAUGUUCACCCUCAAAAAGUGGAAUGCUGUUGCGAUGUGGAGCUGGGAUGUAGAAUGCGAUACGUGUGCGAUUUGCAGAGUCCAAGUCAUGGGUGAGUCUUUUGGGAUAAAUAAAUACGACACACAUUGCUGCCUAACAUCUAGUUGA